UCGAUCUUCUUUCUCAAACCCCCCACGAAAAAAAAAAAAAAAAAAAAAACGAAACCCUAAAGAGAAAGAAGAGAAGAUCGAAAAUGCGAGAAAUCCUUCACAUCCAAGGAGGUCAAUGUGGUAACCAAAUCGGAGCAAAGUUUUGGGAAGUAAUAUGUGAUGAACAUGGCAUAGAUCCAACAGGAAGAUACAAAGGAGAUACAUCAGAUCUUCAAUUAGAAAGGAUUAAUGUAUAUUACAAUGAAGCAUCAGGUGGAAGAUAUGUACCUAGAGCCGUACUUAUGGAUCUUGAACCAGGUACUAUGGAUAGUAUCAGAUCUGGUCAAUAUGGUCAGAUCUUUCGUCCCGAUAACUUUGUUUUUGGUCAAUCUGGUGCUGGUAACAACUGGGCUAAAGGUCAUUAUACUGAAGGAGCUGAGUUGAUUGAUUCUGUUCUUGACGUUGUUAGAAAAGAAGCCGAAAAUUGUGAUUGUCUUCAAGGUUUUCAGGUAUGCCACUCUCUAGGAGGUGGUACUGGUUCUGGUAUGGGAACCCUCUUGAUCUCCAAAAUUAGAGAGGAAUAUCCAGAUAGGAUGAUGCUUACAUUCUCAGUCUUCCCAUCACCAAAGGUCUCAGACACUGUUGUGGAACCCUACAAUGCCACUCUCUCUGUUCACCAGUUGGUGGAGAAUGCAGAUGAAUGCAUGGUGCUCGACAAUGAAGCUCUCUAUGACAUUUGCUUCAGAACCCUAAAGCUCAGCACCCCAAGCUUUGGUGAUUUGAAUCACUUGAUUUCUGCAACCAUGAGUGGUGUGACUUGCUGUCUGAGGUUCCCUGGGCAGCUGAACUCAGAUUUGCGUAAGCUGGCAGUGAAUCUCAUUCCCUUCCCUCGUCUUCACUUCUUCAUGGUGGGAUUUGCCCCACUCACAUCCCGUGGUUCCCAGCAAUACAUCUCUCUCACCGUUCCCGAGUUGACUCAGCAGAUGUGGGACACCAAGAACAUGAUGUGUGCAGCAGACCCACGACACGGCAGAUACCUCACUGCCUCAGCCAUGUUCAGAGGAAAGAUGAGCACCAAGGAGGUUGACGAGCAGAUGAUCAAUGUCCAGAACAAGAACUCCUCGUACUUUGUUGAAUGGAUCCCCAAUAAUGUGAAAUCUAGUGUCUGUGAUAUCCCUCCUACUGGGUUAAAGAUGGCGUCUACAUUUAUUGGAAACUCUACAUCCAUCCAGGAGAUGUUUAGGAGAGUAAGUGAGCAGUUCACAGCCAUGUUUAGGCGUAAGGCUUUCUUGCAUUGGUACACUGGUGAAGGAAUGGACGAGAUGGAGUUCACUGAAGCAGAGAGCAACAUGAACGAUUUGGUAUCUGAGUACCAGCAGUACCAGGAUGCCACUGCCGAGGAAGAUGAGGAAGGUGAAUAUGAAGAUGAUGGUGAAGGAGAAUAUGAGAACUGAGUGCAGCCCUGAUUCUAGGAGCGGCCACAAUUGGAAGAACCAGCGAGAGUUUUAUUUGGAUGAUGAGAGUGAGUCUUAUUUUCUCCUUUUUUCCCGCUUAUCUACCUACUACAGUAGUACUCUUUUAUCAUGUCUGUGGCACAUUAUUGAUGUUUUUCCUUUUUCAUUCUUAAACCCGUCUCCUUGCGGUUGUAUCCUUCUGUUGAUCUUAAGAAAACAUCGUUGUUGAGUGUUUAACUACUUGGAUGUUUAAAGUCUAUGUUUUUGUUUUCACCGGUCAUGUCUUUACUGUUUUAUUUGAGCUUGAAAAUGCUGAUCAAAUGUAUAAAGAGGUUAUGGG
Molecule: messenger RNA, 1773 nt
Organism: Papaver somniferum (opium poppy)
Lineage: Eukaryota; Viridiplantae; Streptophyta; Magnoliopsida; Ranunculales; Papaveraceae
Product: tubulin beta chain-like
Exons: 4
Coding region: 84-1433 (449 amino acids)
Biological process (GO): microtubule cytoskeleton organization; mitotic cell cycle
Cellular component (GO): microtubule; cytoplasm
Molecular function (GO): structural constituent of cytoskeleton; GTP binding; GTPase activity
Source: RefSeq, a predicted model, not a curated record